Molecule: messenger RNA, 3192 nt
Organism: Myotis myotis
Lineage: Eukaryota; Metazoa; Chordata; Mammalia; Chiroptera; Vespertilionidae
Gene: N4BP1
Product: NEDD4 binding protein 1
Exons: 7
Coding region: 201-2855 (884 amino acids)
Biological process (GO): negative regulation of proteasomal ubiquitin-dependent protein catabolic process; negative regulation of protein ubiquitination
Cellular component (GO): PML body; nucleus
Molecular function (GO): RNA binding
Source: RefSeq, a predicted model, not a curated record
AGGGGCGGAGGCGGCCCUGCCCCAGUGGCCCAGCCCGGCGCCGGGCGCGAUGGAGUAGCCGGGCCUGCGGGCGGCGGCGGGCGGCGGGCGCGCGGGGCGAGGGCCCAGGGCCGCGCCGCCACGGGCUCGGGGACAGCGGCCGCGCGCGGAGGGGGGUCGCCGCCCCGACCCCGGCGCCGCCGCGGGAGGCCGCGCCCGCCAUGGCGGCCCGGCUGGUGCUGGACGAGUUCACGGCGCCCGCGGAGAAGGCGGCGCUGCUGGAGCGGAGCCGCGGCCGCAUCGAGGGCCUGUUCGGCGUGAGCCUGGCCGUGCUGGGCGCGCUCGGCGCGGAGGAGCCGCUGCCCGCGCGCAUCUGGCUGCAGCUGCGCGGGGCGCAGGAGGCGGUGCACAGCGCCAAGGAGUACAUCAAGGGCGUCUGCGAGCCCGAGCUGGAGGAGCGCGAGCACUACCCCAAGGCCAUGCACUGCAUCUUCGUGGGCGCGCAGGGCCUGUUCCUCAAGAGCCUGAUCCAGGACACCUGCGCCGACCUCUGCGUGCUGGACGUGGGGCUGCUGGGCAUCCGCGGCAGCGCCGAGGCCGUGGUCAUGGCCCGCAGCCACGUCCAGCAGUUCGUGAAGCUCUUCGAGAGCCGCGAGAGCCUGCCCAGCUGCCAGAAGGAGUCGGAGGUGAAGAGGGAGUUCAGGCAGGUCGUGGAGGCACGCGCCGACAACUACACCAUGGACUUGCUGAUCCUGCCCACGUCCCUGAAGAAGGAGCUGUUGGCGCUCACGCUCGGGGAGGACACCCUGUUUGAGGCGGGAGACGAUGACGUCGUUGAGAUCAGAGGGCCUGAACCGACGGCGACGGCGGGCGCACCGAGCGCGGCCGCGGGGCUGAGCGUGGACGGGGCGGCUCUGCGGGAGGAGGCGAGAAGCGGGGCCGGGACCCCCGUUUCCGAGCUCACGAAACAAAUGGACACCGUGUUCUCUAGCGCCCAAGACGCGCUCUUCCCUCCCGUCAACGGCCUGGCCCCCGAGGACGAGCCGGGCCGGGGCCGGGCUUGCCACAAGCGGCGGUCCUCCGACUCCGAGGAGCGGCACACCAAGAAGCAGUUCUCUCUGGAAAGCGUGGAGGGGGCCGAGCCGGCGCCGGACGCGAAGCCGGCCGCCGCCGCUGUCCUCGCCGACCUGUCCGAGGCGCCCGGCGAGCCAGACGGGCUAAGCCCCGACGUGAAAGACACCACCGAGGAGAUGGAGCACAACAUCCUGGUGAACUUCUUCAAGACCAUGGGCUACUCGCAGGACAUCGUGGAGAGGGUCAUCCGGGAGUACGGGCCGUCCGCCGAGCCCCUGCUGCUGCUGGAGGAAAUCGAGAAGGAGAACCGGCGGAGCCAGGAGGAGCGGGAGUCGGCGCCUGCCACCGGGCACCCCGAGACCAGCAAAGCCAAACACAAGGGAGUUUGUAGCAGCACCAACGAGUUCACCGUGGAUGCCACCCCAAAGAAAAUGCAAGCUCACGCACAGCAAAAUACGGUGAAGAAAUUUUCUCCGCUGCCGUUCAAAGCGGAAUCAAAACCGUGUACCUCAAACUGCAGAAUGAACGCUUACAAAACGGGGCCGAUGGAGCAGAGGCCGGAGCCCUGGGGGCCGCACCCCAACUACGGCGGGAACAUGGACCUGGAAAUCGAUGGCUUUGCCCCCUCCGUCGCCCCCUCGAGCCCCAGUUUUGUUUCGAGGGGAGUGUCAGGUCACCAGCCCAGGAUUCCGGUUUUCCCCGAGAAUGGGGUGCAGCCGCACGGAGAGGCCCUGCUCCCCAACCACCUCAAGUCGGCCUGUGAGAGCCGGGCCGGCUGCCUCGGCUCCCCACAGUCCAGGCCGAACUGCCAGCCCCUCCCGGCCACGCCGCUGCCCCCGCUGGGGCUCUCGGCCGGGUUCUCCGAUCACAUCGACUCCUCGGUGACGGGGGUGCAGAGGUUCCGAGACACCCUGAAGGUGCCCUACAAGCUGGAGCUGAAGAACGAGCCGGGGAGGACGGAUCUGAAGCACAUCGUCAUCGACGGGAGCAACGUCGCCAUCACCCACGGGCUGAAGAAGUUCUUCUCCUGUCGCGGCAUCGCCAUCGCGGUCGAGUACUUCUGGAAGCUGGGCAACCGCAACAUCACCGUGUUUGUGCCGCAGUGGAGGACCCGGCGCGACCCCAACGUCACGGAGCAGCACUUCCUGACGCAGCUGCAGGAGCUGGGCAUCCUGUCCCUGACCCCCGCCCGCAUGGUCUUCGGGGAGCGGAUCGCUUCCCACGACGACAGGUUCCUGCUACACUUAGCGGACAAAACUGGUGGCAUCAUCGUAACGAAUGACAACUUCAGAGAAUUUGUGACCGAGUCGGUGUCCUGGAGAGAAAUUAUUACAAAGAGGCUGCUCCAGUACACCUUCGUGGGGGACAUAUUCAUGGUUCCCGACGACCCUCUGGGAAGGAGUGGACCCCGAUUAGAAGAGUUUCUUCGGAAGGAAGUCUUCCUUAGGGACCUGCAGCCCCUGCUCCCCGCCCUGCCGGCCGUGGGCAUGUUCGACCCCAGCUUCCGGGGCCCCGGCACCCCGGCCGCCGGCACCGGCCACCAGCCCCCCGCCCGGGUCCAGGGCCCCCCGCCCGGCCACUGGCUGCCCCAGCAGCCCCGCUUCCCGCUGGGGCCCGGCCUGCCCGGCCUGCCCAGCGUGCCCCUGCCCGCCCAGCGGUCCUCGGCCGAGACCAGCGAGCUGAGGGGGGCCCUGCUGAAGAUCUUCCCCGACUCGGAGCAGCGGCUGAAGAUCGACCAGAUCCUGGCGGCCCACCCCUACAUGAAGGACCUGAACGCGCUGUCGGCCAUGGUGCUGGACUGAGCGCGGCCCGCGCACUGUGAGGAGGCGGCCGGGAGCCGCUGCGCGCAGGAGGGGAGCGGACCCCGAUUCGUGCAUAAGCCCUGGGUUUUCAAGCCAGCUCUUUUCUACAUAAAUGAUGCUGCUAUCAGAGGACCGGUUCCUGUCGGAGGAGAGUCUGCAUUCUCUGCCUGCUCAGACUGUUUCCUAGCAGUGACUCGAGUGUAAUGACAUUUUUAUGUUUUUUAAACUAUUUUCCUUAAAGCUGAAAAUAUUGACAAAUGAAUAUGAUUAGCCUUUCUAAAUAAAACAAAACAAAACAAAAAAAGAGCUGCUUCCUUAGGGAAGCAAGAUCCUUAAA